GAUUGCUGUAAACUCUUCACAGGCGCUGAUUGUGGAACAUGGGUUAAAUUGUCGAGUUAAAUUAUUAAAGAGGAUAAUAUUGUAUAUUUUCAGUGAGUUCUGGUCUGUUUAACUAGUUAAGUUCUUAGCUACCUAUCAUGUCUUAUUGUGAAGUGUCCUCUUCUCUGACAAAUCCAGUUUUCAACAAACCUAGCUAUCUAGCCAGCAAGCUAACGUUAGCUAGCAAAGUGCAGUCAUUUAGUUAACUAACUACAAUACCAGUUUACGUAUUAUUUUUUGCUAAAUUGAGUCCGAUAGCCAAGUUGUGGAGUUGUAUUUUCAAAUCGUUAUGGCAGCUAGCUAGCUAGCUACCUUACAAUCUGAGCAAGUUAACUCCUAUCUCUGUUUACAUCUAUUGAAAGGGAACUCAGUUGCUGUUGCUAGUCUGAGUGUCAUUUAAGAAGUUUGACAGCCCUCGAGUUGGAACUGACUGAAGACAACAUCCUAGGCUAGUUCCAUCUUCAUCCCUGGAAUCAAAGUCAUCCAGUCACCAGUACUCAUGGAGAACACAAAAGAAGAGGCCCCGGCCCCGGUUAUGUGUGAGGUGUGCGGGACCUACUUCGAGACGCGGCGGGGUCUCUCCAGUCACGCCAGACUCCACCUCCGCCAGCUCGGCGUGGAUGUCUCGGACAACAGCGGAGCUCCCAUCGACUUACUCUACCAGCUGAUUCAGGACAGGGACGGUUCCAUGCACCCACCCAAACCCGUCUACUCUUCACCCAAAAAACCCAAGGGGUCAGGGACACUCAUCUCCCAGAAGGAGACCCCUCUUGGGGGUAGGGUCAAAGUAGUGACAACCCCACAGAAUAAUAUAUCCAAGGUAGCUCGUAAAGGGACAGUUUUGGCCAAGCCUCGGCAGUCUUCCAUGUCGUCGUUCCUAACAGCAGGCAAGACACCGUCACCCUCAGGGGGAGCGAGCCUGGCCUCGGCCAAGCCUGCCUGGGCACCGCAGGAGACGGAUGCCCCUCUCACCCUGGCGAUGGACACCAAUGACGAGGUGCAUGUGUGCCAAUUGUGCGGCGCCUGGUACGAGUCCCGCAAAGGCCUGGCCAGUCACUGCCGGGCCCACUUGCGCCAGUUCGGCAUCACCGAGAACACCGAGACUAAAGGAGGACCAAUAGAAUUCCUCUACCAGAUCAUGGAAGCGGAAGACCUCCAACCUAUAGCAAGUGAAGGUCUCAACGUCUAUAACCCUUCUAUGUCUUCUAACUCUAACAAACGUCCCUCCGGCUCUGGUUCGUCCACAUCGCCUGCUAGACAUAAAGGAUCCCCCUCCUCCUCCCUUCACCAGCCUCCCUCCAACAAACGGCCCAAGCCCUCCGCAUCAGAAGGAACCGCUCCACAGGAUCAUAGGCUCAGCACAGGUGAGUUCACCUGUGUGUUGUGCGGUGAGGAGUUUGAGAACCGCAAAGGCCUAGCGAGCCACUCCCGCUCUCACCUGCGCCAGCUCGGCGUCACCGACCUCCUGGGCAAGGCGUCGGCCAUCGACACGGUCCAGCAGCUGGUCAGCAGCGGCGUGCUUGCGGCCGCUGCAUCAGUACGACCCAGUAACACCACCACCAAGACCCCUUCUCAGUCUCCUGCCCCAGCCAGGUCUCCAGCUAGAUCCCCAGCUAACGCCCACCUCAGCCCCUUGGCCUCCAGCCACAAUCCCAGGUCCAAGGCCAAGAAGGGCUCCACCCUGGUCUAUCCCAAGCCGGAGCCCCUGGAGAUGGAGCUGGAUGUGGGGUUUUCCAGUCCGCUUGGGGGGUACAGCAGCAGUAAUGGAUCUCAGGGUUCUCAGAAGUUGGCCAAAAAUGGCCAGUCCUUCAACUCCGGUUCAGACCAGGAGCUCAUGAUCACCUGUGAAUUCUGUGGCCAGUUCUUUGACAGCCGCAAGGCCCUGUCCUGCCACGCCCGCUCCCACCUGCGCCAGCUAGGAGUCAUGUGGUCUGUCAACGAGUCGCCCAUCGACCUGCUGAGAGUCAUCCUGCUGAAGGAGGGCAGUGCCACUGCCACCCAGGUCAAGAGGGAGCCAGCGUCCGCUCACUCCAGCGCCGGCCCGGCCUGGGCCAAUCACAGGAGGUUCUCGGAGCCUUUGUGGGCUCCCCGGGGCUCUAAGAGGACGUUCACUCCUCCACUGGACUACUCCCUCAACGACAAGCCUUCCCCUGAUAAGAAUGGAUCCUCCCAGUCUGCCGGGGAUGCGUGCUGCGAGCUGUGCGGCUUUGACUUUGAGAACCGCACGGCGCUGGCGAGCCACGCCCGGGCCCACCUCCGCCAGCUGGGGGUUAAGGAGUGGAGGGCAGAGGGUGUGAAGGCCUCCCCCAUCGAGUUGCUCAGCGCCUGGAUCCAGAGGCAGCCCCGCAAGGCCGCGGAGAUCCACCGCCAGUACCGCGACGGUGACCUCAACAUCAGGUUUAAGAGGAACGCCCCGUCCCACUCUCCCUCCACAGACUCAGGCUCCUUCUCCUCGGGAGCCCAGAGGGCUGCGGGGCUGGGGCGCAGGGCGGGCCGAGAGGUGGCCAGGGUCGCCGGGGGUUCGUCCAGGACAGCUCAAGGUCAAAGGUCACAGGGAGAGACGGGACACUCGUCAUAUCACCAUCAUACCGUCACUCAUACGCAGUCCCAGGGGGCUAGAGGAGACUUCAACCACAUACGCUCUCCUAGAGGUUUUGAGCGGCGGGUCCCUAAACACACCGCCCAUACAGAGGGAGCAGAGGGAGACGGCAGCUCUCAACAACCCCCCCGGUCAGGAAACAUCCCUUCCCUGGUUCCCAGGCCUCCCUCCACUCCUCUCGUCAAACAAGUGGGCAAAGAGUACACCCUCAAGUGCCGGUUCUGUGAGGCAGUGUUCCAUGGAUCUCAGUCAGUACAGGAGGACUGGAUCAGACACCUGCAGAAACACAUCCUGGACCUCCGCUUCAACAAGGCCUGUCCUCCCCCUGACCCAGAACGGCCCCUGGUCCCGGGCAUCGAACCCUCAGCCACCACCACCACCCCGGUCCUUCUGGCACCACUGGUGGUUUAAAUGGUCCACUACUAUGGCUACACUCACUGCAUUUUCUUUAUUACCACUUAGUUGGAUCGUCUUAUCUGUUGUUCAUGUGUUUGUUUUCCUCAAAGGACUGUUUAACUCAGUCUACACUGUGGUAAAAACACCUAAUAAGGUGUGUGUGUGUGGGGGGGGGGUGAUGCCUUCGUUUAUUUAUUCAGCGUUAAAGAAAUGACUUGGUUUGAAUGAUAACUGCACAAAGUGGAUGUACUGUAGCACUAGUCUUGUCCACCAGCUGUCUCUCUCUCUCGCUCUAGCUGUUAGCCUGGGGAUAAGGUUAGUGUAGCACAGACAUAGCUGUACCAGCCUCAUAUCAACUCUAGAGGGCCUACUUGGGCCAGUUGAAGAAGUCUACUUUCAGUAACUACUCUUGCUGGGGUAACUUAGACAUGGGGUCAAACAAACUAACAUUCAUUCACCAUGACACAUUCAUACCACUUAGUAGUCUAGCAAUGGUUACAUUCCAUUUCUUUAUUGGGAUGUUUAUUGCACAUUAUUUUCAUAGAAACCUAAAUUCAUAGUAGUCAUUGGAUGGAAUGGGUUUCCAUAGGCUGUAGUCAGUCAUGUCACUGAAGAAGUAAGACAAAGCCUGUUCGAGCAUUAAAUACAUUCCCCUUGUUUCAACUGUUUCAAAGCAGUGUGGCAUUAUAGGUUGCAUUGCAAAAUAGCAGGGAAGGAAGCAUGUUCACUUUUGAAUUAUGGUCUAAAAUGUCCCUAUUGUACAGGAAUUUGUAUUAGCUUUUUUAUGAAUUAUGUUUUUAAAUGUAGAACUGUUUUCUGAAGUAAAGAAAUAUAAGACAAGGUU
Messenger RNA from Salmo salar (Atlantic salmon), 3878 nucleotides. RefSeq names its product protein Wiz. Gene Ontology annotation, biological process: regulation of transcription by RNA polymerase II. Gene Ontology annotation, cellular component: nucleus. Gene Ontology annotation, molecular function: RNA polymerase II cis-regulatory region sequence-specific DNA binding; DNA-binding transcription factor activity, RNA polymerase II-specific. The record is from RefSeq and is a predicted model, not a curated record. Lineage: Eukaryota; Metazoa; Chordata; Actinopteri; Salmoniformes; Salmonidae.